Molecule: messenger RNA, 198 nt
Organism: Anthostomella pinea
Lineage: Eukaryota; Fungi; Ascomycota; Sordariomycetes; Xylariales; Xylariaceae
Source: the annotation of a GenBank genome assembly
AUGCAACCCGUCCAGGCAGCGGCAGCAGCGGUCCAGGAUGGCCCGCCGCACCACAGUUCGCCGCACCGCAGCAAAACAGAGCCCGACAGCGACGACAACGCUCUGCAGAGCGGGGAUGAAGACCACGACGACGACGAUCUAGACAGUCCCGGCGCUUCACGGAGUGGGAAGCGGAAGAGGCCCAUCUCCGUCUCGUAA